Enterobius vermicularis (human pinworm) is the source of this 555-nucleotide messenger RNA. NCBI's taxonomy places the organism in Eukaryota, Metazoa, Nematoda, Chromadorea, Rhabditida, Oxyuridae. The record is from the annotation of a GenBank genome assembly.
AUGCCUCCAAAACCAACAGCUAAAAAAGAAGUAGCAUCUAAUGCUGAACCAGCAGCACCAAAGAAUACUAAAGAGGACAAAAUGCAAGCUGCUAUGGACAAAUUUGCUGCUGAACUAAACAAGGAAUCGGAUGAAGAAGGGGCAGGCGAUGAUAAUUUUAAUGUAAACGGCAGUUCAAACCAGUUGACCGAAGCUGAAAAGGAAGAGCUCAGAAAAGAACUUAAGAAAACGGAAGACGAAAUUAAUACUUUGCGCCAAGUGCUUGUAGCAAGACAGAAGCAUGCUUCUGAACUUAAAAGAAAGCUAGGUAUUUCUCCUCUUACCGAAUUGACUGCAGAUAUUAACCAGUCUUUACAACAUGUCAAGUCAUCGCAAGCAUAUCAGAAGACGUCGGAAGUUGUCUCUGACACGGCAGACACGGUGAAAAAUAAGUGGAAUGAUAUGCGCAAUUCAGCUUUCUUCAAGUCGUUCGAAUCUAAAUUAGGAUCUGCUUACCAAAAUGUGAGGGUAGGUGCCGUAAGCCAGUGCAACAUGGUUGGAAAAAGGAAGGCUUGA